This is a messenger RNA of Mucor mucedo, 319 nucleotides long. RefSeq lists its product as uncharacterized. Gene Ontology annotation, molecular function: DNA-binding transcription factor activity, RNA polymerase II-specific; zinc ion binding. NCBI's taxonomy places the organism in Eukaryota, Fungi, Mucoromycota, Mucoromycetes, Mucorales, Mucoraceae. The record is from RefSeq and is a predicted model, not a curated record. The transcript is spliced from 2 exons. Gene Ontology annotation, biological process: regulation of DNA-templated transcription. Bases 77 to 286 code for a protein of 69 amino acids.
AUCAUUACCCUCAUCGGAUAGUUACUACAGCAAACAGCGGCAGUUAUCAGACACAGACGACGAGGAAGACUUUACAAUGACUACAUCCGCUUCUACAGGCUUAAUCUGUAAAAAAGGGAGGAAUGUCGAUAAAGCAUGUAACCAUUGUAAACGUUCUCAUUUACGGUGUGAUAACGUACGACCUUGUCGUCGUUGUGUAGCCACUGGUAAAAUAGGCUGUCAAGAUGUAAAGCAUAAACCAAGAGGCAGACCUCGUUUUUCUGCACUUAAUAACUUGGAAUUUUGAUCGUCGUGAAGUAUACCGUCAGAUUUUUCUACC